AUGAUUUCUUUCAAGGGAUCCGCUGAGUGGCUGCAGCAGCAGUUGUAUUGGUGGCGCUGCAGCGGCAGCACGGAGCACAGCAGCAGCAGCAGCAGCAGCAGCAGCAGCAGCAGCACCAGCGACAAUGGGAACCAGGAGGGCGAGCGUAUGUCUUCUGCUGGUGUGAGGCUGCAGCGAGCUGCUGCUGUGCUGCUGCUGGCCUUCUGUGUACCCCUAUGCACGCCGCUGCUGCUGCUGUUGUGCUGCCCUCUGCUGUUGCUGCUGCUGCCACUGUUGCUGCUGCUGCUGCCGCAGCUGCUGCCCAACGCAGCAGUAGAUUCGCCAAUAAAGGCAGCAGUGGAGGCCUGGCACAGACGCCAGCAGCAGCAGCAGCAGCAACAACAACAGCUGCAGGGACCCCGUCAACAGCAGCAGCACAGCCAACAGCAGCAGCAGGAACCGCAGCAGCAGCAGCAGCAGCAGCAGCAGCCGCUUCAUCUGGUGCUGCUGGUAGUCGGCGACUUUGGGCGGAGCCCGCGAAUGUGUCAGCAUGCUAUUUCUGCGCUCCAGACGCAGCAGCAGCAGCAGCAGCAGCAGCAGCAGCAGCAGCAGCAAGAUCUACAGCAGCAGGAGAAGCAGCAAGUCCUGGUGGGUCCCCCCAUCGUGCAUGUGGUGGCAUUCAAUGAGUCUCCUCUGCCUGCUGCUCUUGCUGCUGCAGCAGAGCAGCAGCAACUGCUGCUGCACCCGCUGCAGCAGCCCAGCAUAGAGCGCAGCCGACGGCGGCUGUGCAGCAGCAGCAUCGGGACGUGCUGCUUCUUGCUGCUGAAGCUGCUGCAGCUGUCGUUGCAGCUGCUGCUGCAGCUACAGCAGCAGCAGCAGCAGCAGCAGCAGCAGCAGCAGCGGCAGCGGGAGUUGUUAGUGGAGAGAAAGGUGCCCGCGGAGCAGCAGCAGCAGCAGCAGCAGCAGCAGCAACAGCAGCAAACCAACGGGACAGUCCUUCAAAGUGCUGUGGCUGCUGUUGAUACUGCUUUUGGUGCAGCAGCAGCAGCAGCAGAAUCAGCAGCAGCAUGGGCAGCAGCAACCUACGCUGCAGGGCGAACUACAUUUCUAACUGCAGCGCAGCAGGCAGCAGCAGCAGCAGAAUUUAAUUUAGGUCGGCUUGCGGAGGCUUCCUUCUGCGUCUCUAAGCGCAUGCAGCAGCAGCUGCAGCAGCAGCAAAUUGCUGCUGAGCUACUCUAUGAUCAGCCCUCAGAGCAGCUGCAGCUGCUGCCUCUCGCAUGCAGACAUCUGAUUGCGGCUUCUUAUUUUCCUAUCAAUGAAGCAGCAGCAACAACAACUGCUGCUGCUGCUGCAAGCUCAGAAGUAGAUACAUCUGCUGCAGCAGGUGCUGCUGCUGCAUCUGAACUGGUGUAUGAUGCCGACGCCGCAGCAGCAGCAGCAGCAGCAGCAACAGCAACAACGAGGGCGAGGUGCUCUCUUCUGGGUUUGCUGAUUCGUGAAUACCCGCAGCAAAUGCAGCAGCUGCUGCAGCAGCAGAAGAGGGGGCACCUGCAGCUGGAGCAGCAGCUGCGGCUACCCGUUUGCUGCACGGAGCCUCCGCUGCGCGGAUGGUUGCAGGAGCUGCAGCAGCAGCAGCAGCAGCAGCAGCUGAAGCGUGAGGUGUAUAGGGAGCUAACGCCAAUCACAGAGCUGAUCGUCUACAGCUGCGGAGGUGCUCCGGGCAGCAGCAGCAGCAGCAUCAGCAGCUGCAGCAGCCGCAGCGACAUCAGCACUGUGGGAAGCAGCAAAGCAGACUUCCACGACUGCAGCAGCAGCAGCAGCAGCAGCAAUAGGUGCUGCUGCUACUUGCAGGUCUCCGUUCGGAAGCAGCGCCCUGCUGUGCUGUUAACCAGCACCAGCUACAGCGCAGAUGAGGAUUUGCUGCUGCUGCUGCAGGCGCUGCAGCAGUACGACGCAGCAGCAGCAGCAGCAGCCGCAGCAGCAGCAGGGGAACAUGGGCAGCAGCAGCAGCUUCCUGAAUUGCUGCUGCUAGUGACAGGGAGAGGCAGCGGCAAGCAGCAAUGGGUUACAGCAGCAAAACAAGCGCGGCUGCAGCACACAUCUAUCUGCUGUCUCUUUGUCUCUCCUGAAGACUACUACAAGUUGGUGGGAUGUGCUGAUCUCGGGGUUUGUCUACACCGCAGCAGCAGCAGCAGCGACCUUCCUUUAAAGCUGCAGGAUAUGAAGGGGGCUGGGCUUGCUGCUGUGGCUCUGUCUUUUGCUGCUCUUCACGAAAUUCUCCCUGAAUGGCAGCAAUUCUCAACGGCUAAGGAGCUCGCCAACAUGCUCGUUUGCCUCUUGCGGGGGUUUCCAGAGAGGUUUGAUUCGGGUGUAUGUACGCAGCUGCAGCAGCAUCCGUCGCUGCUGCAGUGUGUGGGGCCCGGCUUCAACCUGCUGCUGCACUGCAGCAGCAGCAGCAGCAACUGCAGCAGCAACUGCAGCAGCCCUAGAAGCGACAGCAGCGGGGCAUACUUAACAGCAAGCAGCAGCAUGACUCUCCCCUACUUCUCUUGCGGCAGCAGCAGCAGCAGCAGCCUGGACGCAACAGAUGAUGCUGACCGGGUGCAGCAGCAAGAGCAGCAGCAAGAGCAGCAGCAAGAGCAGCAGCAAGAGCAGCAGCAGCAGCAGCAGCGCUUUGCACUGGCAGGCUUCCCCCCUUCUGGCUGUCUGCUCUUCGACUUGCGGCUGCAAGCGGAGCGUGCUAGGGAGAGCUGCAGCAGCAGCAGCAGCAGCAGCAGCAGCUGCAGCAGCGGCUGCAGCAGCUGCAGCAGCAGCAGCAGCAAUAACAAUGAAAAAGGCUACAGGGUCUUCCCUGAGGAGUGGCGGCGUGUAGCGCUGCCAGUCUUGCAAAGACUAUUCCACACCCCCCCCAGAUGCAUGCAGCAGCAGCAGCAGCAGCAGCUGCAGCAGCAGCAGCAUCAGCAGCAGCAGGAGCAGCAGCUGCUGCAGCAGCAGGAGGAGCAUCAGCUGCUGCUUCAGCAACAGGAGCAACAGCUGCUGCUGCUGCAGCAGGAGCAACAGCUGCUGCAGCAGCAGCAGCAGGGACAACAGCUGCUGCUGCAGCAGCAACAGCAGGUGACGGAAAGCAGCCUGCAGCAGCAGGGGGACCACAAUGAACAAGCGGCGCCAGACAGCUAUUUGCUGCUGCUGCAGCAGCAGCAGCCGCUGAUGCUGCUGCAAGAGCAACAACAACAUCAGCAGCAGCAGCAGCAGCCACAGCUGGGCAAGCGUUUGUCUCCUCAAAGCAAUUUAGGCCGCUCAGUAAAAAGGAUAGCAGCUGCAGCAACAGCAGCAGCAACAGCAGCAGCAGGAGCAGUAGCAGGAGGAGCAGCACCUGCAGCAGCAGCAGCAGCAGCAGCAGCAGCAGCAGUGGAAGGAGGCAUAUUAACGACAAGGGCGAGAUCUUGUGGGUAUACUCCUUUUGCUGCUGCUUCUGCUGCUGCUGCUGCUCCGAACUAUGAGGACAGACAGCAGCAAAUAGAUGCUGCACCAGCUGCAGCAGACGUUGUAUGGCACCCGUCAGAAACUGCAUCAGCUGCUGCUGCUGCUGCUUCUGCUGCUGCUGCUGCGGUAGAAGGAGACAAAUGCCUGGGGUUAUACCCCCAAGGAUCAGCAGCAGCAGGACCAGCAGCAGGAAGAGGUGCUGCUGCAGCGGAGUACAAUGAGGCUUCUGCUGCUUUCUGCAUGCAUCCGGCCACUGCUGCUGAAGCAGAACCAGCAGCAGCAGCAGCAGCAACAGAAGCAGCACCAGCAGUAGCAGCAGCAGCAACAGAAGCAGCACCAGCAGUAGCAACAGAAGCAGCAGCAGCAGAAGUUUCUUGCCGCUUCGAGCCUGCGGAUGGAGACCCUCCAAGAGCAGCAGCAAGUGCUGCAGCAGCAGCAGCACCACCACCACCACCAGCGGCAGCAGCUGAUGCAGAAGCAGCAGCGGGAGCAGCAGCGGCAGAGGGAGCAGCAGCAGCGGACGCACAAGAGCCGAGUCUUACACCAUCAGCAGCAGUAGCCGCUGCUGCUGCUGAUGCUGCUGCUGCUGCUGCUGACGAUGAUAAGGCAGUGGAAGACGAUUGGGUGGAGCACUGGCAACGGCCUCGUCGGAGAGCAGCAGCAGCAGCAGCAGCAGCACUAAAUGCUUUAGCAGCAGCAGGAGAGAUCACAGCAGCAGACGCUGCUGCUGCUGCUGCUGCCCCCUUUGAUCCCCCGCCGUCGCUUGCCAGACCCAGAGACAGAGCAGCAGCAGCAGCAGCAGCAGCAUCAGCAGCAGCAUCAGCAGCAGCAGCAGGUAUGCUGCACAGCAGCAGCAGCAGCAGCGGCAGCAGCAGAGGCGUGGAGCUUUGCAGGCGAAGGGCUGCUUCUAUCCAUUCGCUGCGUCUUCCUCGCUUCAUGAACGAUAGAGACAGGAGAGAAGCGGCAGCCUUCAUGGGAGACGCUUUUCAACACCGCCUCCUGGCCACGCCUCUUCUGUCGCCGGAGUCGAUGGCGUUGCUGCGCAUCAACAGGAAGCUGAAUGAUGAAGUCAUAAACUUCUUCUUCUCCAUCCUUCAGAGGCGCAACGACGAGUCACUGGCAAGAGGCGACAUAGUCCCCAAGUGUCAUUUCUUCAACUCUUUUUUUGAUGAGAGGCUAAAGGUAGCUUCCUUUGAGGGCGUCAGCAGGUGGACGAAGAAAGUGGAUUUGUUUGCCUACGAUUUGCUGCUGCUGCCUGUACACCACAAAGAGCAGCAGCACUGGGCGCUGGGGGUUGUAGACUUCCGGGCUGGACGGCGGCGGCUGCGGAUAUACGACUCGGGGUUUGUGGGGGCUGUUUGGUCGGAGUGGUUUGAGCGCAUGCAAAAUUAUCUUCAGCAAGAACAUAUUCACAAAAGGGGUGCUUCCUGCUGCUGA
Messenger RNA from Eimeria acervulina, 4899 nucleotides. RefSeq names its product beta-1,4-mannosyltransferase, putative. Gene Ontology annotation, cellular component: endoplasmic reticulum. Bases 1 to 4899 code for a protein of 1632 amino acids. Gene Ontology annotation, molecular function: cysteine-type peptidase activity; mannosyltransferase activity. The record is from RefSeq and is a predicted model, not a curated record. Gene Ontology annotation, biological process: proteolysis. Lineage: Eukaryota; Apicomplexa; Conoidasida; Eucoccidiorida; Eimeriidae. The transcript is spliced from 14 exons.